CCCAAACUGACUGUGAGAGUGAAUCCUCAGAGCUCCGUCUACACUGGAGACAGAGUUACUCUGAACUGUAAUCUGCUGUCUAAUGGAUGGACUUUUCUCUGGUACAAAGAUCGAGUCCAAGUAGCUGAAGACACCGACACACUCCAUGAUACAGUCUCUAAUGCAGGAGAAACAGUGUAUCAGUGUAAAGCACGCAGAGGAAACUACGACUCAGAGCUCAGUGAUCCAUUUACAGUUACAGUUAGAGCGCUCCCAAAACCUGUGGUGUUCAUAAAUCCUGAUGAACAGGUGUACAGAGGAGAGACUGUCACUCUCAGAUGUGACAUACAGGAUGAAGAGGACUCUGACUGGAUCUACAGCUGGGAUAAAGAUGGUUCUGGUGUCAGUAGUGAACAGGAGUACAGAAUCAGUAGUGCUGAAACAUCUCAUGCAGGUAAAUACACCUGUAGAGGAAGAGAGAGAGGAGGCUCACACUCCUCACACACCAGUGAUGCUGUUACACUGACUGUAUCAGAAAAACCUAAACCUGAACUCACACCAAGUCGUGAAGGAGCUGUACUGAAAGGAAACUACGUGACUCUGUCCUGUACACUGAAACUGCAGUCUGCUGGAUGGAAGUUUUACUGGAUCAAACCCACACAGAGCACUGAGACUGAGACUGAAGCUGAAGCUAAAACAGACUCCUACAUCUUCAGAUCAGUUAGAGUCUCUGAUGGAGGUCAGUACUGGUGCAGAGCUGGAAGAGGAAACCCAGUCUACUACACACACUACAGUGAUGCACUCUGGGUAAAUGUUACUGAGAGUCCUAAAGCUGUGGUGACCAUAAAGCCUGAUAAACAUGUGUUCAGUGGAGAGACUGUGAUUCUCAGAUGUGAAAUCCAGGGAGGAGGAGACACUGAGUGGAAAUACAGCUGGUAUAAGAAUGAUAAAACACUCUACCCAUACCCCACAACACAGGAGUUCAGCUUCAGCUCAGUUAUGAAUUAUAACAGAGGUAAAUACACCUGCACAGGGAGGAGAAGCAGUGACUCUCAGAGCUCAGAGAUCAGUGAUGCUGUUACACUCACUGUAUCAGAUGCAGCAGAGGCAGUAGUGAGUGUGUCUCCACUGCGCUGGCUGACUGAAGGAGACUCAGUGACUCUAAGCUGUGAGGUUAAACACUCCUCUACAGGCUGGACAUUCAGCUGGUACACAGAGAUUCCCUCCAGAGACAGUCAGGGUUCCCUCAGGUACAGUACAGCGCUCCUCUCAGACAGCAGCAGAGGAUCUGGAGGCUCCUACACUCUCAGUCCUGUUACUGUGAAUCACACAGGAGUUUAUAUGUGCAGAGCAGAGAGAGGAGAACCAGUCUUUCACACACGGGACAGUAACCUACAGCCACUGUGCAUCACUGGUGAAUCUCCUCCAGUGUCUCUGAUCAUCAAUCCCAGCAGAACUCAACACUUUACUGCUGACUCUCUCUCACUGAGCUGUGAGGACCAGAGUGACUCUACUGGAUGGACAGUGAGAGGAUACACACACAGUGAGACAGUGUCUGAUUGUCCUUCAGUUUCAGGAUCUACAUGUAACAUCAGCUCCCUCUCUACAUCACACACUGGAGUUUACUGGUGUCAGUCUGAAUCUGGAGGACGCAGUAAUCCUGUCAACAUCACAGUGCAUCAUGGUGAUGUGAUCCUGGACAGUCCUGUCCAUCCUGUGACUGAGGGACAUCCUCUGACUUUACAUUGUUUAUCUCGCAACUCAAAUAUCUCAGAUUCUGGUGUUGAUUUCUAUAAAGAUGGUUCCGUCCUGCAGAAGAAGACUACAGGAGAGAUGACCAUCAGUACUGUGUCAAAGUCAGAUGAAGGUUUCUACCACUGUAAACACCCAGAGAGAGGAGAGUCACCGAAAAGCUGGGUUUCAGUCAGAGGUCGGUCACAUGCAGAAGCUCCAAUGUCAGUGCUCAGACUGAUCAGUAGUCUAGUGACAGUCUCUGUGUAUCUGCAGCUGACCAUCAUUCUGGCAGUGAAGUGUUACAGAGCUCGCGUUCAGACUGAGGAAGACAACAAACAGAACGCUGUUAUAGAGGAGUGAACAAUGGUCAUCUAUAAAAAAAGAGGUUUUGUGAUUGUGAAAUAAUAUUGAUUUGUCACUUUAUUAAUGAUUCACUAUACACUUUUAUUGUUCUGAAGUCUACACACCUCCUCAUGUGUUCAAAUUAUAUAUAUAUAUAUAU
Messenger RNA from Ictalurus punctatus (channel catfish), 2215 nucleotides. Its product is annotated as Fc receptor-like protein 3. The annotation marks the transcript as partial. Gene Ontology annotation, biological process: cell surface receptor signaling pathway. Lineage: Eukaryota; Metazoa; Chordata; Actinopteri; Siluriformes; Ictaluridae. The record is from RefSeq and is a predicted model, not a curated record. Gene Ontology annotation, molecular function: transmembrane signaling receptor activity. The transcript is spliced from 9 exons.